GCCCGCUGAUGGGGAGUUGAGGGUUGCUACUGCUGCGGAGGAUGGCUGCUGCCUGCUGGUGUGAUGCUGGUCUGGCUCAAUGGUUUGAUCUUCCCACUUGUCGUGCCAUUAAGGAAAUUCCAUUACCUCAUGGUAAUGUUGAGGAUCGGUUAAUUUGGCAUGGUAGAUCGAAUGGGUCAUUCACGGUGAAAACAACAUACCAUCUGGAUGUCCAGUUGGACAAGAAGGAUGGCUGGUGGCGUUCAUUAGCCAGUUGGAUGGAUAGGUCUAGCUGGAUCCGUGUAUGGGCCGCUCCCAUUCCUCCAAAACUGAGGGUCUUCCUCUGGAAAAUCUUCAACCGACUACUUCCUACUACAGAAGCUCUAAGAGAAAGGAAGGUCCAGGUCCAUCCAUGUUGCCCAGUUUUUUGGGCUGAGUCCGAGACCUUGGAGCAUUUGUUUCUGGAAUGCUCUGUGGCUAGAGCUCUAUGGGAUUAUGCGGGGCUGGAGUACUUGGGCCAGGAGUUGCCUCGUCACACUUUUCCUUUGUUCCUAAAGAGGUUGAUGAAUAUCAUCCAGCAAGACCAACUGUUUAUGGCGGUUACCGCAGUCCUUUGGCAAAUCUGGUGGUCCCGAAACUAGCUCGUCUUUGAAGGUAAACAGUUUGGCAUUCCAGCUUUAAUGCGGCAAUAUCAUCAGUAGUACCAGGAAUGGAUUAGCAUGUCGGUUGAUAGAUCUUAGGGACCUCCGACUCCCCCGGUGGUGGAUGUUCCUAACUGCCCUAUAAUAUGCAUGUGGGAUGGGGCGACUCAGUCAGUUUCCCAUUCAGCCGGUGGUAUGGUGGUCAAAAGUCAGACUGGGGGAAUUCUCAUGGCAGAGGACUUUAAUUCAGGGGAAUCUAUGACCCAUUGGUUGCUGAAGCUCUAGCCCUCCGGGAAUAGCCCUCCGGGAAGCGAUACUCUGGUGUCAGGAUUCCGGAUUUGAGGCGGUGCGCUUUGAAGGGGAUGCUAAGGUGCUUAUUGACAAGAUCAACCAGUCGGAUGCUAGGGAUAGCCGAGUUGGGGCACUUGUGGAGGAAAUUAUUGGUUUUAUGGGGUCACUGGGAGGUUUUUCUGUGCGGUUUGUAGGUCGGCGUAGUAAUAGAGUAGUCCACUUGGU
This is a messenger RNA of Linum trigynum, 1136 nucleotides long. Lineage: Eukaryota; Viridiplantae; Streptophyta; Magnoliopsida; Malpighiales; Linaceae. The record is from the annotation of a GenBank genome assembly.